Molecule: messenger RNA, 745 nt
Organism: Sceloporus undulatus (fence lizard)
Lineage: Eukaryota; Metazoa; Chordata; Lepidosauria; Squamata; Phrynosomatidae
Gene: CCDC194
Product: coiled-coil domain containing 194
Exons: 5
Coding region: 1-645 (214 amino acids)
Source: RefSeq, a predicted model, not a curated record
AUGGUGUGGCACUCAGAGGCGGCCCGCCAGCUGAAAGGGUGCCAGGAAAGGAUCACAAAUGAGACAACGGCCCUGAGGGACAGGGUGGCUGAGCUGGAAGAGGAACGUGCCAGGCAAAGGAAGCAGCUGGAGAGGUUGGUACAGAGGGAGAAGGACCUCCAGAAGCAACUGAGCCAAGCCAAGGAGGGUCGGAAGACGCUCAACGCAACCCUGACAGACUGCUUGGAGAACAUGACCCGGUUGGAUGCCAACCUGUCAGCUCUUCACCAUGAGUUGCUUCAUCUCCAAGCCGAAGAAAUGGAGAUGGACAGCCAGAAUGGAGCUUUGUUGGUGCAAAUGGCCCAGUGGCAAGGAAAGGCGGCCGAACUCGGAGCAAAAUUGGAGGAGGCCACAGAAGCCCAAAUGGCAGCCAAUGCAGAGAAGGAGCAUUGCCAUGCGCGGGAGAGUGCGCUCCAAGAAAGCGUGCGCAGCUACCUGGCAGAGAUUGCCUCCCUCCAGUGCCGCCUCCAAGCCCGCUCUUCCUCCUCCUCCUCCCGCCGCAAGGGUCCCCCGUUCCGGUACAUAUUCUGGGGGAUGGCGAUCUUUUGCAUUCUUUUCCCACUUGAAGGGCUGAGCUUUCUUUUCCAAGCACCUGCGAAGCAGUGAAAACCCAAGGAAAGAUUUGGCGGCUUAAACAGAAGAUUCAUGCGCCAGAUUCAGCAUCAAUGUUUGGAAAAAUGUUUGGAAAAAGAGAGAAAAAGAACUC